GCAGGAUAAUACAUUUCAAAUCGUUUAGUGUAUCCACAGUCGCUACUGCGAAUGUCAGGACAUCUGCGAUUGCUGUUGACGCGCUGUUGACGAGGACUUUUCGUGUUUAUGUGCAAAAUGUCUCAGUACUUGGAAAAUAGUUCCCACUUGAGUUACCAAAUGAAACCUCUUAAUAUGGACACCAAGAUGCAGGAAAACAAAAACUCCUUCUGCAUAGACGCUCUUCUGUCGCGCGAAGAUCGCGCGACAAGCCCCGAGACUUCGCGAAGUAUCUCGCCGACCUCCACCAGAAGCCAGAGUCCUCCUAUAUCGCCUGGAAGCGAAGAAAUUCCGCCGUCUUCUUUCGUACCGAGACCUGGACUUUUGAACAACUUGUACAACAACGAGAGGAAUUUUUACAACUACCAGGUGCAGCAGGGAUCGGCUUUUCACUUCAACGACGGCAUGAUGGUCCAAAAGUUCGUCAAUCCGGUUAAUCUCCACAACCAAGGUCAUCUCCACCAGAUGCAGCUCGAUUGGUUGGCGGCAAGGACUGGAGUUAUUUAUCCUAGGUUGCCGGAUUUAGUAGGUUGCGGCCCUGGACAUGCCCUGCUAGGCAAAACGAGAAGGCCCAGGACAGCUUUUACAUCUCAGCAACUUUUGGAAUUAGAAAAACAAUUUAAGCAAAACAAAUACUUGUCGAGACCGAAGAGAUUUGAAGUAGCGACAAAUUUAAUGUUAACUGAAACACAAGUCAAAAUAUGGUUUCAGAAUAGACGCAUGAAAUGGAAGCGCAGUAAAAAGGCCCAGCAGGAAUCGAAAACUUCAAAAGAGCAGGAGUGCAGUUCGACUAAAUCCACACCUGAAACGAAUACAAAACCCAUACGUAGCCUAGGGUCCCUAAAAAUGUCAAGCCAAGAGAGCCAAGAUAGCCCAGUGCCGAGUUCAGAAAGAAAAAUUGACGAAUCUCUAUACAAACCGUAUUUGGUGUAAUUUUAGAUUUAACAUUAUUUAUUUCUUGUGAUAUUUUUGUUUGUUUUAUUUUUUUUACAUUAAAAAUGUAUAUAUUGUUGUAAAUAAAGAUUAAUUAUAUUAAUUGAAAAAAUGUAUUAGUUGUAAUCAGUGCUACCUCAUUUAUUUUGUAAUUUAAAAG
This is a messenger RNA of Brassicogethes aeneus, 1132 nucleotides long. NCBI's taxonomy places the organism in Eukaryota, Metazoa, Arthropoda, Insecta, Coleoptera, Nitidulidae. The record is from the annotation of a GenBank genome assembly.